CUCUGAUGUGUGGGCACAGCUAGCUAACAUGACAGUGGAGCAGUGAAAUUAUGCCGAAGAAAUCUCAGACUUUCGUUGGGAUGACAGAGGAGAAUAAGGAAAAGGUUCCAGAUGGAGUAUACAUCCAAGAAAGGGUGAUACAACAUCCACCUCAUAUCAGGCUUAGCAGAAGUCAAGAAAGAGGUAGAUUCAUGCUCCAGGAAUACAAGUUAAAAAUCCUUCAAAGUAAAAUCAAUGCUGCAAGAGAAGUGAGAAUAAAAGAACCUCAGAAGAUUGCUGACAAGCCGUCAUGCUCAGAGGAAGAAGCCUAUCGAUUCUUCUGCAAUACAUUUGAUGAAUUGGAGAAGAAUGGACAUACCACUGGCACACUCUCACAACAGAGUGGGAUAGAUACUGUUAUCGAUAUUGACAAUGUGGAUGAGUGUCAUAAUCCUCUUGUUCCUGGUGAUAUUGAGACACUCAACGUAAAUCCAGACCUUUUAUUUGUACCCAGUGAUUUACCAGUAAACCAAAUGAGGAUUAUACCAAGGUAUUUGAAGCCCCGUUUUUUGGAGGAUGAAGGGUUUUAUGUCUGUGAGAGGCCCCAAGUGCUGAAGAAGAUGAUAAACAAAAUGGGCAACCGGCUGAUUGAGGAAGAAAAGGGACAGUCCUGGUUUGGAGAGAAUGGUUGCAUGAUUGCAAUUCCAGACCCAAUCCAGAAGUAUUGGCAUUGUAAAGUAGAUUUCCCAUUCUCAUGCCAGUCUCCUUGUCUGGCCACGGUGAACAUGAGGCCUGAUAAACUGCAAAGUGCAGGAUCUGUUGUCUCUAAUGCAGAGGGCAGUGCAGGGCUGUGGCAGCUUGACCUGAACCUAGCCAGGCUGAAUUUCACCCAUCAUCCCCUGUUUAGCACAGAGCAUGUGUUGGCUCAGAGACUGUACGAGCUCUAUGAGCAUUAUGAAACCCGUGAGAUGAAGGGUGCAACUACCUCUCUGCAGGACAAGCUAAGCGGACUGAAGAAGUCAGAAACAACCUUGACCACCACUGAUGAAACUGCUACUUGCUCAAAGUUACAGGAUCUGAGACAGGAAAUACGAAAGACCCAUGUAGCACUGAAGAAUGAGAGGCAGGCAGACAUCUCUCUGGUGAGGAACAUUGUUGCCGCUUGGAAGCGCAUCAAAACCCUCAGGGCCAAGAACGGCUAUGUGAACACCACUGUGAAAUUACAGCUGCAUAAAGUGAAGGCAAGGAUCACUGACAGCACGACAAACAGAACUGGGACAGAUGAUCACAUGAAAGCAAGUGUCUUCUCUCUUGACAAUCUCUUAACACAACUGUUAUUAAUAAACUAUAGCCGUACUGUUUGUAGUAACCUUUGUUGCAUUGUUGUCGGUGUAAACAUCCUAUUGCAGACAAAGUUCUACACAGAUGGAGACGUAACGAUCAGGCAGCACUACCUGUGUAGGGAGCUGAAGGAGCAUAACAAAGAGGAGAUAUACAUCCCUCUAGUUCCAGGACAAGAAGAGGAGAUGUCUACUGAUUCUGUCAAGCAGAAGGCAGAUCAGUUAGAUCUAGUUCCUGUUCUUACUAUGUGUGGGGUGGUCACUCCAACCAGUAGCUGUCCACCUGAUGAGAAGGUUAGAAGAUAUGAACUGGCCAACCACAAAGUAUCAGUGAACAUAUUCUAUAAUGGAAAGCAUGUGUCUACCUCCGAGCCAUCCAUGUUCGACAACAGUGACUUCGGAGUUCAAAUUCAACAGAUGUUCAACAUGCAGAUAGUACACAGCCCAGAGAACAUUAUGCUUGAGAUUUGUGAGACAGUGAAACAAAAGAGCACUGUUGUGGCCAAAAUGUAUGUGCCCAUACCAGACAGGAACAUGCUCUCUAGCAACGCUACAAUGGAGAGGUCAGAGUUCAGCAGUGACAGAGCCAUCAAAGCCUACUACGCUGGUGUUGGGAGCAAUGUCCCAUUCAAACUAGAGAAGGAGGAUGCUGAGGUGUGCCUCAUGACCUCUGGGAGGCUGCUGUAUGUUGUCUCCUGGGCUGUGGAUGAGAGUGGCUUUCCCAUGGCGCCCACUGCCCCACCACACAGACCCAGCUUUACCAGACCCAUGGCCAGCGGUCCCAAUGCAAGUAGCGUUGAAUGGAUCAGGGACCUUCAGUUUGACCCCAACCACCCUUCUAACACAGAACUCACAGAACUCCUUAGGGAGGCCUGUGAGCAGAGAGACAGAGCCACGGGUCACUUCCGCCUGCAUGCCCUGGAGGAGGAGUUUGACUUCACCACUGAGGAGCAGCUGGAGAAGUCCAGGCGCUUUGGUCUCCUGCAGCUGCGGAGCUCUCAUGCUGUGGGCGUCAGCCCCUCCAAACCCAUCCCUCUCCACGACAGAGACAUUACUGAAGCAAUGUUCGCUGAUUAUGGUGCAUUCCCAAGUCUGUCCCUUAUGGAUGAAGACCCUAUCACAAUGCAGAGAGCACGCUCUAUCCACUGCAUCCAAAAGGCGCUGAAGUUGGCAAGAAAAAAACUGUUCAACAUCAAGAGGAAGUACAAGUUCUCUGAUAUAGUCACCGAGUACCACGAGGCAGAUACAGUGAUGGAGUUCGACUGGGACGUGUUCAGACUAAAGCGACCUCUCCAGCCUCAGCGUGUGAAGAGGAAGAUCGUUCCUACCUGCUCCCUCUCAGACGGGGACCUGAGGAUCUAUGUUGCCAUCAACAAUGCCCAGGGCCUGCCUGUUCGCCAGGAGGCUUUCCUCAAGGAGAUCCACGCAAGAGGCUCCUGCUGUGGUCUGUCUAGCAGCAGCAGACACAACAUGAAAAGCAGCUCGGAAAAGGCUGUCCUACAGGCUCAGGUUCAGCCCUUCGUGGAGGUUAGGUUUCAGGAGACAACAUAUGAGAGCAGCGUAGAGCAGGGACACAACCCAUGCUGGAGGGAAGAGUUCACCCUGGAGUUUAAAUCCUUAGGGGGUGAUUAUAGCCACGCAGGCCUUUCCAAAGUACAAGACGACAUUGUCAUCAAUGUGUUUGAUGAGAUGUCCUUUCAAGUCAUUGAGAGCAGUUCUCUGAGAGGCUGUGGAGCCCAGGUGUUCUCUGGCAGACAGUGGCUGGGCUCGGUCACCUUACCCUUCAGAUCUCUGCUGCAGCAAUCCAAGGUGUAUGAGAAACUGACCAUCUGUACCCCACCGACCCUACUGGGCUACAUGUGGACAGGGGAAGACAUGGUCAAUGACCAGGGCAUAGAGAUACCCUCGAGAAGAGAUACCAGUUUCAUGAAUGUCUUCAUCACUUUGGAUCCAGCCAUCUCUCUGAGUGAUGACCAGACAGCAAAGUUUUCCACAGACGAGGAUGAGGACUUGCUGGACUUGACCUAUGAGUAUGAGAAGCAGUGUAAGGUGGCAGCAGGCCGGGUGAAGAAGCGAGUCAUAACCACAGUGAUAAAUAGUGAGGGGAGGCUUGUCCUGGCACACCGGUUCUUCAAGCCACUUCCUCCUCCACAGGAAGUUGUCCUGGACACCCCCGACAAUAGCAUGUCUGUUCUAGAGAGGGUGGCAGCCUUUGUGUCCCUGAUUCCCACCUUGUCCUUCCCAUCUGACGUUGGUGACAGUGGGGACAUGUGGCUCACCUCAGAGCAAUGCUUGGAGCUGGCUAUGGGAAACGAUGUCAGUUUGGCAGUUCUGCUGUGCAACUUCUUUCAUGACCUGACAGUAAAUGGGUGGCUUCUCCUGGGAACAUCUGUCAUAGAGGGAGAGACAGCCUAUGUCCUUACUCAGGAGAACACUUGGUUUGUGUUGUGGAACCCCAGAGAUGGGAAGCACUACCAGUCAUACGACUCCUUCUGUCCUCUAAAGACUGUCGACUGUCUGGUCAAUGGUGAAAAUGUGUGGUUCCAUCUCCAACCAACAAGAAAGAUGCCCAUCACUUUUGACGUAUCAAAUAAUGCCACAUGGAAACCCUUAUUCCCCAAAGGGUUCAACUCGGACUCAUCCUCAAUGCCAACAGAAAUUAAAUACCGUCCCACUCAAAUAGAUCUGGUCAAUCACCUUCAAAGAAGGAUGGAGAGGAAACUGAAAAGUUGUGUGAUGGACUGGAGAAGCCCCCACCCUACACGCUGGAGCCCACGCUGUGCAGCCAUGCUCUCGGAGGUCAUGCAGAAGCUUGAGAGGAACCCAGCCUCUGACUCAAUAGCCCUAGAGAUAGACAGGCUGCUGGACACUAUGAAGGAUUACAAGGUGACUGGCUUCCCCAUUCAUAUGGCCUACCAAGACAUGAGCACAGUGAUCGAGGCUGUCUACAACACCAGAAUCCACAGCACUGAGAUCCCUGGGACAGAGUUUGCUCUCUCCACCUACAUCCACCCAUACCCCAACCACAUCCUGUCGGUGUGGAUAUUCCUGGCAACGCUGGUCAAACACCAGCAUGGCGUGUUCUACGUUCCUUCAGUACACUAGCACUGAGACACCCUGGUUGUGUUCAUUAGGCACCAAAUGGAAGGAAACUGACAAACGGGGAGGGACUACCUGGAACCCUUUUUAUGUUUUAGUUUUUUUGCAUGCCCGUAUGAACAAAAUCUCUGCCUUUCAGGGUCAGCUUUUCCUAGUUGUUUUUCUACUGUGGGAAAGGAAUGCAGAGUGAUUCAGACCAAGUGAUUGAAUCCACAAACUUGUACAUGGUAAAUUGUCCAUAAAAAUUGUAUUUGUUCAACCGUUGAUUAGCACACAUCUGGUAUGUUUUCAAGUUCACAAUAUGGUUUGUGAAAUGUUUUAGGCAAUAUUUGUUGAUGUAUGGAUAAAGCC
Salmo salar (Atlantic salmon) is the source of this 4769-nucleotide messenger RNA. NCBI's taxonomy places the organism in Eukaryota, Metazoa, Chordata, Actinopteri, Salmoniformes, Salmonidae. The record is from RefSeq and is a predicted model, not a curated record.